AAAAAAAGCUUUUUAUCAACCUCAUGUUAGUCAUUUAGACGAAGGUAUAUAUAUAUAUAUAUGCGUGUGUGUGUCGUUUAAGAGGAAAACAAAGGAUAGUUGGAUUAUUUUACUACUAUUUCAACGUAUUUAUAACAAGGAUUUAGAAUAAGUAGUGUUCAUUUCCUAUUCACUUUAAUAACAAAAAAACAAAAAAAAAAAAGAAAAGAAGUAGCAUUUCAAAGAAUGGUACUAGAAUUUGGUCUUGGUUUUAUCGAUCGUUUAACUGGUGCAAAAACUAAUGCUUAUACACAUUUAGAAGAUUUAGCUGAUCGAUUAAAUCAUUUUAUUAGUUGUGUUAUAAUAUUAAUGUUAUCUGGUGUAACCAUGGCUAACGUAUAUUUUCUUAGACCGAUUUCAUGUACAUUACCAACAUCACCAGAUAAUAAAUUUAAUGAAUUUGCUGAAUCUGUAUGUUGGGUACGUGGUACAAUAGCAAUACGUGAAAAUGAUCAAAUGCCAUUAACAGAUGAAGAUUGGGAUAAAUUACGUGAUAAAGCGGAUAUGUCCUUCUAUCAAUGGGUUCCAUUCUGUUUAUCAAUACAAGCAAUGUUAUUUUUCAUACCACAUAUUAUAUGGCAAUCAUUAGCAACCCAUUUAUUAGGUGAAAAUUUAGAAUCUAUAUUAGAUAUGGCAUAUAAAGCAAAUACAGCUGAUGAUUAUAUAAAACGUCAAAAAUUUGUUGAAUCCGCUGCAUAUCAAUUAUUUCGUUUAAGUUGUCAACAUUAUCAUCAUUAUAAUAAUAAUAAUAAUAAGAAGAAUCCAUUAAGAAAAUGGUCAAAAAUUCAACACAAAUUUUCAUACUACUCAAUAAGUAGUUUAUUCAUUAUUGGUAAACAUAUUGGCAAUUAUAUAUCUAUUAUAUAUAUUCUUAUUAAAUUAUUAUAUUUAAUCAAUUUAAUUGGACAAUUAUAUAUUAUCAAAACAUUGUUAGGUUACCAUGGUAACUUGUACCAUUUUGGUAAUCAAUUAAUAUUAACCUUAAAAUCAAAACAUGAAUGGAUUGAAAGUGAAUUUUUUCCAAGACAAACCUAUUGUCCAAUACAAGUACGUCAUCUUGGUACUAAAAAUAAUUUAUUUACAGCUAUAUGUGCAUUACCAGUAAAUAUGUUUAAUGAAAAAAUUUAUAUAUUUUUAUGGUUAUGGAUAUUAUUUGUAACUAUGAUUACAAUGAUUAGUAUUCUUAUAUGGUUAAUACGUUUCAUUAUAAAAAAUUGUCAAACUACUUAUAUACAACAUUAUUUAGUAGUAUCUAUUCAUUCACAAUUAUUAGAUAAAUAUUUGAAUCAUUCAUUAGAUUGUGAGGCUUGUAAUAUACAAUUCAAUGAUAUACGUAUACCAAAAUUUAUCAAUGAAUUUGUUAAAAAUGAUGGCUAUUUUUUAUUACAUAUGUUACGUGAUAAUAUUGGGGAUAUAAUCACUGGGGAAAUAUUAAAUCAAUGGUGGCAUAUGUUUAUUGAUUAUUAUAAAGCAUAUAGAAAUAGAGAGAAACAAUUAAAACAAAAUGAAAAUAAUAAUAAUAAUAAUAAUAUAAAUGAGAAAUCAUAUGAUGAUUAUAUUAUGAAUAUUGUAUCAUUAGAUAAUGUGAAUUCAAGUCCAUCAAAUAAGAAUUUUGUUUAAAUCAAUGUCAUGCUUAUAGUAACCUUAGCAACAACAACAACAAAUUAAAUGGUGGUAACUUUGUUUCUAUGCGGAAUACGAUUAUUUUUUUUUAUUGAUCGAUAUAUAUAUAUGAUUAGGUGAAUAUAAUUGGAUCAAUUUUGUUUUUGCUUUCUUUUCUUUUUAUUGACUGUAAUCAAUAUUUUUUGUUUAAUACAUUAUGAUGUAACAAUGAAUCAUUAAACAAUCAUGUAUUGAUGAUUUUCUCUUAUUUCAUUAAAAAAGAUUUGUUUUUCCCUUUCAGAAAUUAUUCAAAAUAAAAUUGUAUUCUCAUCAUAUUUGAAUUGAAAAUUUUCAUUGAUAAAUUAGAUAGUUGUUAGGAACCGGGUACUAGGUAAAGAUGGCAAAUCAAUGGAUGAAGUAGUGAAACCUCACCAGUUGAGAUGGUUGGGACGUGUGCUACGUAAGCCCAAAUACCGACUGCCUCGACGUGCGAUAUUUUAUGGUGUAGGAGAAG
Molecule: messenger RNA, 2155 nt
Organism: Schistosoma spindalis
Lineage: Eukaryota; Metazoa; Platyhelminthes; Trematoda; Strigeidida; Schistosomatidae
Source: the annotation of a GenBank genome assembly